AUGGCUGAUACGGAAAUACAACAACUACGUCGCCCGUCGGCGGAUAAUCAGACAGUCUCGAAAGCCGAUAUCCCUUUGAAGGAACGCUUCUUCCGCUACUUCCAGCAUGAGAUCACCGAUUUGCAACAGGAGAUGGAUCGUCUCGCAGACACGUCUCUUGUGGGUGGUGAACGUGCCGAUGCAACAGACCACUGCCUUGCCGGGAUCGUGCGGUUAUCCAACGAAGUCAAGGAUGCAGCGAGCUAUAUUCCCACUUAUGAUCAGAGAGUAUAUGCAGAGGCAAUCAAAGCUUUGCAGGAUCGGUUGAGCGAGACACGCGCAGCUUUCGAGCCCCGAUCAAAGUUUAGCUUCAAGAACAAGAAGAAUACCUCUGCUGUCUCUUUGUCUGACGCUGCCGUGGUGGGAGUUGAAGGACGCCUUAGUAUCCCUGGGUACCAUUCUCCGGGUGGCUCGUCCGUUGACUCGUCCGCGAACCACACACCCAACUACCCUUCCACCCCACUGAACGAGCCCGAUAAACAGCAACAAGAGCGACCGGAGCUUGCGCCCACUUCAUUUCCAGGUGUUUCAGUCGGCGACUUCGGCGCAAAGUCCCCCUCUGGUCCAUUUGCGGCCACCGGCAUAUCCUCUGUGUCAGUCGAUGAUCAUCAGGGACUUCACAUUAUGCUUCCGGCCUCCGGGUCCACAUCCACAGUCCCGGUGUCUAUUACCUCCCUGGAUCGUUGCAUCGUUGAUAUGUCCAUUCCCACUGCCAACGGAAAGCCAUAUGCCAGUCUGACUGCCAAGGGUGUCCAGGAAAGUUUAUUGAUCUGCGGUCAAGUCAACGGCCCUGCACACAUUACCGGCGUUGAGCGUAGCGUGAUCGUGGUAUCAUGCCGCCAGUUCCGCAUGCACAACUGCAGCAACGUUGAUGUCUAUCUCAGCUGCUCUAGUAACCCCAUUAUCGAGGACUGUUUCAAUAUUCGGUUUGGUCGGAUCCCAAAGGCCUAUGCCUUGAAUCAUGACCGCCCCGACCACGAAGACCGUUGGAGCCAAGUCGAGGACUUCAAAUGGAUUAAGCCGGAGCCUAGCCCAAACUGGAGUCUGCUCGAUCAAAACGAUGCCGUUCCCGAAGAGGUCUGGGCGGAGAUUGUUCCCGGCGGGCCGGGAUGGUCUCUUGAGGACAUCUUACAUGCCAUAAAAGUAGUCCCGAGCUAG
Messenger RNA from Penicillium mononematosum, 1197 nucleotides. Its product is annotated as putative tubulin-specific chaperone c. Lineage: Eukaryota; Fungi; Ascomycota; Eurotiomycetes; Eurotiales; Aspergillaceae. Gene Ontology annotation, cellular component: cytoplasm. The record is from RefSeq and is a predicted model, not a curated record. The transcript has 4 exons. The coding region runs from base 1 to 1197 and encodes 398 amino acids. Gene Ontology annotation, biological process: post-chaperonin tubulin folding pathway; tubulin complex assembly.